AUGUCUCCCGCAUCCUCAAUCCACGAUCCGGGCGACCCAACGCAGCCACUUCUCGCCAACCAGCGCCGCCGCACCAGCACGUUCAACUUCUUGCCUAGAUUCAAUGGCGAGCGUCGCGUAUCGCCCUUGGCGGUGAGACGCGCCUCCCUACAGGAAGUCCAUCCGCAUCACGCAGAUGUCGAGCCCGUUCUCCCAGCCGCGCCCGUCGCGGCUCACGAGGAAACCCGUCUUCACAAGCCUCAAUGGGCUUUGAGUGACAGGCCGCCCAAUACAUGGGCCCAGAUCCGACACUACUGGCGUGAGGAAUUUGCUGAAUUUUGGGGCACCUUCAUGAUCCUGCUCUUCGGCGCCGGAGUCGAGUGCGAGACGCGUCUCAACUACAAAGGCUCCGACAUCCGCUCCAACGCCGGCGACUUCCUGCAGUGUCGCCUCGCCUGGGCAGCCGGCGUGUCCAUGGCCGUGUGGAUGUCCGGCGGCGUCUCGGGCGGCCACUGCAACCCGACCGUGACCCUCGCCCUCGCCCUCUUCCGCGGCUUCCCCUGGCGCAAAGUACCCGGCUUCCUCAUCGCUCAGGUCCUUGGCGCAACCUUGGCCAGUCUCGCCGUCUACCUCAAUUACUCCACCAGCAUCGCCGCUUACGAGGGCAGCACGAACCGCACCCUCGUCGGCGAGCACGCCACCGCGGGACUCUUCUUCACGUUCCCUGCCGCGGGUCUGCCGUACCUGGGCGCGUUCUACACCGAGUUUCUCGCCUCGGCGGUGCUGAUCGCCAUUGUGUUUGCGCUGGCUGAUAAGAACAAUCUGUCCCCGCCCAAGGGUACCCAGCCAUUCGCCAUGUUUCUGGCGCUGUUGGCGAUCGGCUCCGCUUUGGGCAUCAACACUGGGUAUGCCAUGAACGGCGCCCGUGAUACAGGCCCGCGUAUUGCGCUGGCCAUCGUCGGCUACGGGUCUGCUGUUUUUACGCAUGACUACUACUACUGGCUGUGGGCUCCUUGGGUCGCUGCGAUCAUUGGCGGUGUUGUGGGUGCGUGUGUGUAUGAUGGUUUCGUGUAUACCGGAAGGGACUCGCCUUUCAACAUUCCCCGCAAAGAGGAUGAUUGA
Messenger RNA from Colletotrichum chrysophilum, 1101 nucleotides. RefSeq lists its product as uncharacterized. Bases 1 to 1101 code for a protein of 366 amino acids. The transcript has 2 exons. Gene Ontology annotation, biological process: water transport; glycerol transmembrane transport. Gene Ontology annotation, molecular function: water channel activity; glycerol channel activity. NCBI's taxonomy places the organism in Eukaryota, Fungi, Ascomycota, Sordariomycetes, Glomerellales, Glomerellaceae. The record is from RefSeq and is a predicted model, not a curated record. Gene Ontology annotation, cellular component: plasma membrane.